AUGGAGGACGCGCACAGUAAAUCGGCCCAAGAAGUCUGCCGAUUCUUCGGAACCGGAGAUGAUGGUUUAUCCGAUGAUCAAGUUGAAAAGCUUCGUGAGAAAUAUGGAGCCAACGAAUUGCCUGCUGAGGAAGGCAAAACCAUCUGGGAACUCAUUCUAGAACAGUUCGACGAUCUCCUUGUUAAAAUCUUGCUCUUGGCCGCUAUUAUUUCUUUCGUACUCGCCCUCUUUGAGGAACAUGAAAACCAAACCGAAGCCGUCACUGCCUUCGUUGAACCAUUUGUCAUUCUUCUCAUUCUUAUUGCUAAUGCUACCGUCGGAGUAUGGCAGGAACGUAACGCUGAAUCCGCUAUUGAAGCUUUAAAGGAAUAUGAACCCGAAAUGGCUAAGGUUGUUCGCGCCGGUAGUCACGGUAUUCAAAUGAUCAGAGCCCGUGAACUCGUUCCCGGAGACUUGGUUGAAGUAUCAGUCGGAGACAAAAUCCCAGCUGAUCUUCGCCUCGUCAAGAUUUACUCCACCACUAUCAGAAUUGAUCAAUCUAUUCUUACUGGAGAAUCUGUUUCCGUUAUCAAGCACACCGACUCUGUUCCCGAUCCACGUGCCGUAAACCAGGACAAGAAGAACUGUCUGUUCUCUGGAACUAAUGUUGCUUCUGGAAAGGCUAGAGGAAUCGUUUUCGGAACCGGAUUGAACACCGAAAUCGGAAAAAUCCGUACCGAAAUGGCCGAAACUGAAUCUGAAAAGACCCCUCUUCAACAGAAACUCGAUGAAUUCGGAGAGCAACUUUCCAAGGUUAUCUCCAUCAUUUGCGUUGCUGUAUGGGCUAUCAAUAUUGGACACUUCAACGAUCCAGCUCACGGAGGAUCAUGGGUUAAGGGAGCCAUCUAUUACUUCAAAAUCGCUGUUGCUCUUGCCGUAGCUGCUAUUCCUGAAGGUCUCCCAGCUGUCAUCACUACCUGUCUUGCCCUCGGAACCAGAAGAAUGGCCAAGAAGAACGCUAUCGUUCGUUCAUUGCCAUCUGUUGAGACUUUGGGAUGUACUUCCGUCAUUUGCUCCGAUAAGACCGGAACCCUCACCACUAACCAAAUGUCCGUCUCCAAGAUGUUCAUUGCUGCCAAUGCUGCCAACGACAAGAUCGAUUUCCACGAGUUCACCAUCUCUGGAUCCACCUAUGAACCAUCCGGAAAGGUUUCGUACAAUGGAAAAGAAAUCAACUGCUCCAGCGGAGAAUUCGAGGCUCUCACUGAAUUGGCUAUUAUUUGUUCUAUGUGUAACGACUCUGCUGUUGACUACAACGAUACCAAGAAGGUUUACGAGAAAGUCGGAGAAGCCACUGAGACCGCUUUGGUUAUCCUUGCUGAGAAGAUGAAUGUUUUCAACACCCCCAAGAAUGGACUUUCUCCCCGUGAUUUGGGAAAUGUCUGCAACCGUGUCAUCCAACAGAAAUGGAAGAAAGAGUUCACUCUCGAAUUCUCUCGUGAUCGUAAAUCUAUGUCUGCUUAUUGUGUCCCAACUAGCGGAGGAAACGCUGCUAAGAUGUUCGUCAAGGGAGCUCCAGAAGGAGUUUUGGGAAGAUGCUCUCAUGUUAGAGUUAACGGACAAAAGGUUCCACUCACUCAAGCUAUGACCCAGAGAAUUGUUGACCAAUGUGUCCAAUACGGAACUGGACGUGAUACUCUUCGUUGUCUCGCUCUCGGAACCAUCGAUGCUCCAAUGAGCCCAUCCGACAUGAACCUCGAGGAAUCUGCACUCUUCGCCAAGUAUGAGAAGGAUAUCACCUUCGUUGGUGUUGUUGGUAUGCUUGAUCCCCCACGUACUGAGGUUUUCGACUCCAUCAAGGCUUGUAACCAUGCCGGUAUCAGAGUUAUCAUGAUCACUGGUGACAACAAGAACACCGCUGAAGCUAUCGGAAGACGUAUCGGACUCUUCGGUGAGAACGAAGAUAUCACUGGAAAGUCUUACACUGGACGUGAAUUCGACGAUCUCCCAGCCGAACAACAAUCUGAUGCUUGCCGUCGUGCUAAGCUCUUCGCUCGUGUCGAACCUUCCCACAAAUCUAAGAUUGUCGAUAUCCUUCAAAGCCACGGAGAAAUUACUGCUAUGACUGGUGACGGAGUUAACGACGCCCCUGCUCUCAAGAAGGCCGAAAUCGGUAUUUCUAUGGGUUCCGGAACUGCUGUAGCUAAAUCUGCCUCUGAAAUGGUCUUGGCUGAUGAUAACUUCACUUCCAUUGUCGCCGCUGUUGAAGAAGGACGUGCCAUCUACAAUAACAUGAAACAAUUCAUCCGUUACCUUAUUUCCUCCAACGUCGGAGAAGUCGUCUCCAUCUUCAUGGUCGCUGCUCUUGGUAUCCCAGAAGCCCUUAUCCCAGUCCAACUUCUCUGGGUCAACUUGGUUACUGACGGUCUCCCAGCUACUGCUCUUGGAUUCAACCCACCUGAUCUUGAUAUCAUGGACCGUGCUCCAAGAUCUGCUCACGAUGGACUUAUCUCCAAAUGGCUCUUCUUCCGUUAUCUUGCUGUCGGAACAUACGUCGGAGUUGCCACUGUUGGUGCUUCCAUGUGGUGGUUCCUCCUUUACGAGGAAGGACCUCAAAUCAGCUAUUACCAACUCACUCACUGGAUGCGUUGCGAGAUUGAGCCAGAGAACUUCGCUGACCUCGAUUGCGCCGUAUUCGAAGAUAACCACCCUAACGCCAUGGCUCUCUCUGUACUUGUAACAAUCGAAAUGCUCAAUGCUAUCAACUCUUUGUCUGAGAAUCAAUCUCUCUUCGUCAUGCCACCAUGGAAGAACAUCUGGUUGUUGGCUGCUAUCACUCUUUCGAUGUCUCUUCACUUCGUUAUUCUUUAUGUUGACAUUUUGGCCACCAUCUUCCAGAUCACUCCUCUUGGAUGGGCUGAAUGGGCUGCCGUCUUGAAGAUCUCUUUACCUGUAUUACUUCUUGAUGAAGUUCUCAAGUUUAUCGCCCGUAACUACAUCGAUGGUAAGCCUGAAACACCAGGGGCUAAAGUUAAAGCCAUUCUUUCCCUUGUGUUCUGGGGAGGAAUCUGGUUUGCUUACUUCGGAUGGAUGCUUGGACCUUAUGCUGCUUCUAUCGAAAGAGCUCUUAAGGGACCAGUUUCACUCGAAGAGACCUAUAAGCAUUCCGAGUUAUAA
This is a messenger RNA of Auanema sp. JU1783, 3156 nucleotides long. The record is from the annotation of a GenBank genome assembly. Lineage: Eukaryota; Metazoa; Nematoda; Chromadorea; Rhabditida; Rhabditidae.